AUGCAAUUGCAUUGGCUCUCUAAUACUGAGUCAUCGACGAGAUUACCACCCGAGCUCAUCAACACCAUCCUCAACUACAUGCCACGAUGCGAUCUAUAUCAAGCUGCAUUAGUUUCAAAAGUAUGGUAUGCACAUGUGAUGCCACGGCUGUAUGCUCAUGUGUGUAUAUGCACUGGGUUUGACUGGGUUUGCUUUGUGCGUACAGUAUUGCAACGGGAGCAUUUUCAAUUUGGUGCCAGCGUACGAUCGCUUGUUCUUAAACCAUCACCAGCACUGGCUCCGUCAAGGCAGUUUCAGCAUCGAGGAGCACCAAGGGGAUACACAUUGGCUGAAGGCAUUGAUCGAGAACGCACGGGACUAGAAGAAAUGACGAGCAAUUAUCCAGAGAUCGAUACAACUACCAAGGAAGCAGAAUGGCUCAAUAAGAUGGUGUCUCAACGUGAAAUGCAAGCAGUAUUGGCACGAUUUCCACAAUUGGAGUAUUUGGAUGUCAGUGGUUGUGAACAACUUGGAGACUUGCCAUUCCCUUCUACUUUACAAGGUGCUUGGUUAUCAUUGGUGCGUGGUCUCUCUUCGGAUGGCUUGCUUGCUCUCACACACGCUACAGACCUUGUCCAUCUCGACUUGUCAUUUUGUCUACAAAUUGAUGAUCAAGCCUUUACAAAGGCUAUUCGCCACUGGCCACAUCUUACCCACGUUCGUCUCAAUUCCCUGUACGGCUUAACAGAUACCAGCAUCAUUGCCCUUGCCAACAAUUGCCCUAAUCUCGAGCUUCUUCACUUGGUUCGAUGCUGGCAAGUCUCCAAUACAGCUCUCUUUACAUUGGUGGAGCAUUGUCCAAAGCUUGAAUAUGUAUCGGUUGCCUAUCUUGGUCGUGCAGAUGAACAAGGUGUUGGCUCUCUUGUUGUACGACUUGCCAAAUUGAAAUGGAUCGACAUUACAGGCUGUGGCAUCAAUACCUUACUCAAACCUAUGUUUACCGAGAAUUGGAACAAGACACGUGAACAACAACAAUGGGAUCCUGUGGAAUAUCGAGAUGUUACUAUCGCUUUGAUAUAG
Molecule: messenger RNA, 1059 nt
Organism: Lichtheimia ornata
Lineage: Eukaryota; Fungi; Mucoromycota; Mucoromycetes; Mucorales; Lichtheimiaceae
Exons: 1
Coding region: 1-1059 (352 amino acids)
Biological process (GO): SCF-dependent proteasomal ubiquitin-dependent protein catabolic process
Cellular component (GO): SCF ubiquitin ligase complex
Molecular function (GO): protein binding
Source: RefSeq, a predicted model, not a curated record